AUGGAACUCCCCAAGACAGCCCGAGUAGCCCUCGACGGCGACAUCUCCGUCUUCUACCGCUACACCGGCGCCCCCGAGAAACCCGUACUUCUCCUCCUCCACGGCUACGCCAACAGCUCCCUCUACUACAAAGACCUCAUGACCCUGCUCUCCCCCUACUACCGCAUCUACGCCCCCGACAUGCCCGGCUUCGGCUUCACGACCGUCGACUUCGCCAAGUACGACUUCACCUUCGCCAACGGCGCGACGGUGCUCGGCCGCUUCGUCGACGCCCUCGGCAUCAAGAAGUUCGCAGUCUACAUUUUCGAUUUCGGCGCGCCGUGGGGUCUGCGGCUGGCGCUGCAGCGGCCUGAUGCUGUUACGGCUAUCAUUAGCCAGAAUGGAAAUGCCUACGAUGAAGGGUUGGGUAAGCCGUGGGAGGCGAUGCGCAACUUCUGGGCCUCCAACUCCGACGCUGGACGAGAAGCGCUCCGGACGCGAGUAAGGACUUUCGACCGCGCCAAGGGGCAGUAUAUCGAAGGGAGUAUUGAGAAUGGCGACAUUGUCGACCCGGCAGCCUACCAUCUGGACCACGCGCUGCUGCAGCGACCCGGCGUGAUGGAUGCAAUGCUGAGCUACUUCUGGGACUACCGCACGAACGUCGACAUCUACCCAGAGUUCCAAGCCUACCUGCGCGAGAAGCAGCCCCCCGUCCUGGCGGUUUGGGGCAGACACGAUGUCAGCUUCAUCUACCCCGGCGCAGAGGCGUUCAAGAAAGACGUCCCAAAGGCGGAGGUGCAUUUGUUGGACGCUGGGCAUUUUGCCCUGGCUGGCUUGGAGGAUGUGUUUGCUGCGCUGAUGCAUCGUUUCUUGGCUGCGCACGUCACUCGGCAGGCGAGUGUCUAG
Molecule: messenger RNA, 885 nt
Organism: Neohortaea acidophila
Lineage: Eukaryota; Fungi; Ascomycota; Dothideomycetes; Mycosphaerellales; Teratosphaeriaceae
Product: alpha/beta hydrolase fold protein
Exons: 1
Coding region: 1-885 (294 amino acids)
Molecular function (GO): epoxide hydrolase activity
Source: RefSeq, a predicted model, not a curated record